Messenger RNA from Corvus hawaiiensis (hawaiian crow), 2652 nucleotides. RefSeq names its product WAP four-disulfide core domain protein 3-like. Bases 1016 to 2044 code for a protein of 342 amino acids. Gene Ontology annotation, biological process: antibacterial humoral response; innate immune response. NCBI's taxonomy places the organism in Eukaryota, Metazoa, Chordata, Aves, Passeriformes, Corvidae. The transcript is spliced from 6 exons. Gene Ontology annotation, cellular component: extracellular region. The record is from RefSeq and is a predicted model, not a curated record. Gene Ontology annotation, molecular function: peptidase inhibitor activity.
CUAUUCCAGGGAUGCCUGGAAGGGCUCCACACAAGCAGCAGCAUUGACUGACUCUGUCAUGCCUCCAAGGGUCCCCAGCCUGUGCCCUGCCUGAGGCUGUCCCAUAGGUCCAUGGCCCCAGCUGUCCCUGCACACUGGCUCCUCCACCUUGGCUCCUCCGCCAUGCUUGGAGCACAGCUGUCGAAGUGCAGCUGUGUCCGUGUCCCGUCAGAGCAGAGGUGCUCUCUGCUCCCCGCUCUGCAAUGGCCAGGGGACAAACAGGCUACAGUGUGUGCCCGUACACAAGCAUCACCCAAACUUGUCCUUGCCUCCGCCUUCCCAGCCUGGCCAUGGCACCCUGCCCACAGCAGAAGCCUGAAGGAGCUUUGGGCAGUGCAACCCGCAUGCCCUGGUCCCAUGCCUGUCUCUGCCACAUCCCUUCCCGCCUGCUCAAAGCUGGGCUCCUGCUCCUGUCCUGCUUUCCCCUGGCACUUCCUGAUCUCCACUCGUCUCCAGGGGCCCUGUUCCUUCCAAACCUGCCUGCUCCUGCUCCCAGCCCCUGGGAUAGGAGCAUGUCCCUCCUGCCUGAGAGGGGCUGGCACCCCCAGAGCCUUUGCCCUUGGCAGGGGACAGACCAGAGCCAUCCCCCAGGACUGAGUGAGCCCCACACCCUGCCCAGCACUGCCCAGUGUCUGGUGCUGGUUCCCCCUCUCUCUGCGUAGGUGCAGGCUGUGCACCCCGGCACAGCACCACAGUUCCACAGCAGCUCUCCCUGCUCCACAUAUGCCAGGAGGGAUCCAGUGGACACUGAAGACUGGGGCAGAACACUGCUUCUGUGUCCCAUCCAUGCUCGCAAUGGUGGGGCUCUGGGAAUGCUGCUCGCCCUUGGCCCAGCUGCUCACAGGUCACCAGUGACCUGGAAAAGGAGCUGUGGAGGAUGCGUCAGCCAUGGGCCACGAGCCCAGCACUCUCCUGGGAGUCUCCCCCAAGCUGAAUUGUUCACGUGCAGCACUCCCACAGUCCCGAAACUGCCUCCAUGAGAAGGAGCAGCUUGGCUUGGCCAGCCCCCAUUCCAGCAGGGUUUAAAUCCCAGCCCAUCACCCAGAAGCACAUCAAUCGCAGCGCGAUGCUGGGCCACUGCACCCUUCUUCUGGUGCUCCUGGCACUGCUCGCCCUGGCCCAGCAGCACAGGCCCGGGGACCAGGGCACUGCCUUCACCUUCCCUGCAUCCCCACACCGGGCCCUGCAGGGACACUGGACCCCCACCGCCCCUCUCAAAGCAGGAGAGUGCCCAGCGGGGACGAGCGGAGCCCCUUGGGCCCCCAGACUGUACUGCCUCUCCGACCAUGGCUGCCCUGGUGCUGAGAAGUGCUGCCAGAUUGGGAAGGUCUGGACCUGCCUCCUGCCCACCACAGAGAGCCCGGGCUACUGCCCCCAUGCUGGCAGUGCCAUCGGGCCAAGCUGUGGGACAAGAUGUCACAAUGACACCACAUGCCACUCGGGGAAGAAGUGCUGCACCCGUGGCUGCUGCACCCGCUGCGUGCUUGCUGAGCCAGCCAAACCCGGGUUCUGCCCACGGAAGCGUGCCCAGAGGAGAGCUGCUGCCUGCCCCAACCACUGCACUGAUGACCGGGACUGCCCUGGGGAACUCAAGUGCUGUUUCUCUGGCUGUGGGCUGGCCUGCACCCCUCCAGACACAGGGAGCCACCGUGCCACAGCAAAGCCUGGCGUGUGCCCCAUGGUGCUGCGGGGCUCUUUGGGGCCCUGUCUGGAGCUGUGUGACACCGACAGUGACUGCACUGGGGACAACAAGUGCUGCACCACUGGCUGUGGACAUAUCUGCAAACCACCCACCAAGGGUAAACCAUCAGCACCCUAUGCAGCCAAGACCCCCUCUCUGCAUAUGCCAGCGUGGCCAGGUCUCUGUCCCCCUGCAGCAGAGGGUGAUCAGGCAGCCAAGUGCCUCCUCCUGUGCCUGCAGGACAAGGAUUGCCCCCUUGGCCAGAAGUGCUGCCUGCAGGGCUGCAGCCGGGUCUGUGUCCGCCCACUGAGAGGUACAGUGUAGCCAUGGCCAGGAAGGGCUGCACCAGAAGCUGCCAUUUCAGGGUCAUCCCACACCCCACUGCCAUUGCCCCCAUGGGCUGGGCAGAGGUGCUGCUGUCCCCCACACCUAUCCCUGCGCUGGACCCUCUGCACUGGCAGGAUGGCACCAGCAUUGACUCCGCUGCUUCUGGUCAGGGUCCCUGGCACCCCCAGCCAUGCCAUUAAGGGCUGCAUACUGCCUGCAUGGCCAAGAUUCCUGGCAACCCUGCAUGAGGCGAAAUCCCACAUCCACAUGACCCCAGCUGCUCCACAGCCCUGAGACAGAAUAAACCAUCCCACAGCCACGUGUGCUCUGGGUCACCAUCCCUGUUCUGUGCUCUGGUUCCCAGGGGUGCUGGCAGCCUGGGCUGCGUGCAGGCAGGGAGGUGCAGGCAGCCAUCCCUGCACGCAGGCACUGCCCCAGGGCAGGGAGAGGGUCCUGGUUCUGUGCAGGUGACUUCCAGCCAUCGUCAUUCCACGGUAACCAUCCUGCUGGGCCUGGGGGCUGCAUGAUGUCCCCUCGGCAGGACUGGAGAACCAGUUCCCUCAGAUUCCUUGUGCCAAGGAAGGGCUCAUUUGCAUCCCAGAGUG